AUGCCAGGACAAGUGGAAAACGUGAACGAUAAUAACAAUGUAACACGUAUAAUUUAUUGAUAAAAAAUUUUCUACAAAUAUGUUCGACUAUUCUUACGAACACAUUUUUUCAUUUUCGAAUUUAUACAGUACGUGUUAUUAUCGUACGAGAUUCAUCGAUGUGUCAACAAUGCGUGCGUUGUUGUCAUUUUCACAAAAAUAUUGCGACACUUUUUUUUGAUUCACUGUACGCGUUUAAUCGACAGAAAAAAAAAAAAAAAAACGAAAUGAUCUUGCUGUACCUUUGUUGCAGUGCAACGCCGCCGUUGGCGUGAAGGCGUUCUUCGAUAUGAUGCACAGCGGGCCCCACAAGGUGAUGCUAUUCGGAGCAGCUUGCACACACGUCACAGAUCCCAUCGCUAAAGCAUCGAAGCACUGGCGUCUCACGCAGCUGAGCUACGCAGACACGCACCCGAUGUUCACGAACGACAGCUUUCCAAAUUUCUUUAGGGUGGUGCCUUCGGAGAACGAGUUCAACGCGCCGCGCGUGGCGCUUCUGGUGCACUUCAAUUGGACCCGGGUCGGUACCAUUUAUCAAAACGAGCCGAGAUACGCUCUGGCACACAAUCGGCUGGUCGCCGAUCUGGACCACAACAGGAUGGAAGUGGUGGAGACGCAAAGCUUCGCCACGGAAGUGACAUCGGCCCUCGAGAAGCUGAAGGAGAAAGACGUUCGAAUAAUCUUGGGAAAUUUCAACGAAGCGUGGGCUCGACAAAUAUUCUGCGAAGCGUAUAGAAAAUAUCAAUGGGUAAUCAUGGGAACGUACACGGAGGAAUGGUGGCUGCGUUCCGGGGGCGGAUGCGAGCCCGUUCAGAUCGCGCAAGCUCUGCACGGCACUAUAUUAACCGACCUGCUGCCGAUCACGACGGAGAAACGGAAGACUAUAGCUGGAAUCACAACGGAGCAGUACCAGGUCGAGUACGACUCGAGACGUGGCAAGGAGUAUUCGAGAUUUCAUGGGUACACGUACGACGGUAUAUGGGCGGUCGCCCUGGCUAUACAACGCGUGGCGAGCCGGAUAACCCACCACCGUCGCGAUCAGACCAUAUCGGAUUUUAGGUACAGGGACGACCUUUGGGAGAGACUUUUCCUCGAGGCUCUUCGGAACACCAGCUUCGAGGGCGUCACGGUGACAGGGAGGUAAAAGUCGGCGAGUUCAAUGGCGUGACCGGUGUGUUAAACCUGACCAAGGGUGAACCCCUGGUCUGGGGAGGAAGAUCACCGCCGAAAGAUCGAACGCUUCAUAUCAUCGAGCACUCGACCGUAAAUAUUACGAUCUACGCGGUGCUCACGUCCGCCGCUAGCGUGGGUAUUACAAUGGCGGUCAUUUUUCUCGCCAUCAAUAUCAAAUACAGAAAUCAAAGAUACAUAAAAAUGUCAUCGCCGCAUUUAAACAACCUCAUUAUCGUCGGAUGCAUGCUGACCUACAGCAGUGUAAUUUUCCUUGGGUUAGAUUCGCAGCUGUCCAGCGUAACGGCAUUUCCCUACAUAUGCACCGCCAGAGCAUGGCUAUUGAUGGCUGGCUUCUCCUUGGCCUUUGGUUCCAUGUUCUCGAAAACAUGGCGCGUACACUCGAUUUUCACCGACGUUAAAUUGAACAAGAAGGUGAUUAAGGAUUACCAGCUGUUCAUGGUGGUCGGUGUGUUAUUGGUUAUCGAUUUGGGGAUUAUGACGACCUGGCAGGUUGCGGAUCCAUUUUAUCGGGAGACGAAACAAAUGGAACCCUAUGUAAGCGCAAUGAUAUCUAUCCAAUAUAUAUAAGAUAUAUAUAUAUAUAUAUAUAUAUAUAUAUAUAAGAUAUAUAUAAGAGCCGGAAAUACAACCGCAUAA
Messenger RNA from Heterotrigona itama, 1869 nucleotides. The record is from the annotation of a GenBank genome assembly. NCBI's taxonomy places the organism in Eukaryota, Metazoa, Arthropoda, Insecta, Hymenoptera, Apidae.